This is a messenger RNA of Lymnaea stagnalis (great pond snail), 10186 nucleotides long. The record is from the annotation of a GenBank genome assembly. NCBI's taxonomy places the organism in Eukaryota, Metazoa, Mollusca, Gastropoda, Lymnaeidae.
UCUCUGAUGUCGGUAACGAGAUGGACCAACAGUAAACAAAGCUUUACCGUGUACCACUCCUUCGAUAUUAACUUCUCUAUAAGUUAGCUUAAAUAUAUUUUAAUGAAGAUUUGAAACAAAAUGAUCUCAGACGAUGCCAUUUAUACAUUGUUUAUGGCCGUUUCAGUAGGAUCAGGCCCUCUUUUUCGUGAAGUUUUGAAAGACGCACACUCAAGAAGAUAUGUCUCCACCUUUCUGGGUCUCUUCAUGCUCUGGGCCACUUGUGGAUAUCACCUUAUUCACCUUUUAAUAACUGUAGUAGGAAACUGCAUAAUUUUGAGCAUUGUGCCACAUUCAAAGAAUGAAAGGUUUGCUUUUUUUUGGGGUAAAUUUGCGCAAUCUGCGCCAUGACGUUUCCUACGGCCACCAUCUUGGUUGCCAUGAUCUGUGACGGGUCAUGGCAGCCAUUUAAAAAUCGAAGUGUCUACACGUCCGGCGCGCCGGACGUGUAGUGCGCAAGAUACACGUCCGGCGACUUGUCACGUGACCGCCGGACAUGGCCGGACGGCUAGUAGUUUUUAUAAUUCCAAACGAAGUACGAUUUAGUACAUCUUGUCUGGUCUUGUGGUAGAGUGGUUGCUUGACGAUAGGAAUGUUUGAGGAUCUAUACCGGGGAUAGGGUCGUUUUUUUUCUUCCCAUUUUAAUUAAAAUAUUUUGUAUAUAUUUAUAUUAUCAUGUUCCUCAGCAACAGUAGUUUCAUGAGAAGUUUUUAAAUAUUUUGUAGCAAUUGAAAUAAUUUAAAAUGAAAUCUUUAACUUUUAUUGGUUGCCACACUGGCCCCUAAUUUAUUUUAUGGAUUACUGGUACACAAAAAAUAACAAACUAAACAAAAAUGUUUACAAGCCACUUUCACUUAAGUUUCUUUUUCUAUUAUUUGCAUUCAAGAUACUCAGUACAUUACUUGGUAGAGAAAUAGAUUUUAAAAUUAACAAUAGUUUUGAAUUAUUCGCAGUCACGUGACAAGGCUGACCGACACGAUAUCUCUCGCCACUUUGUUACGGCGGUCAUGUGACUUGGUCGCCGGACACAUAGUGCGGGAGAUAGACGUCCGGCGCGCACUGCCUUUAAAAAUAGUAUAGCACUUCUGCUAAAAUGAGGAGGGGAAAGUAGGAGAAUGUGCUGGUUUAGCUAUUUACAGAGAGAAAUGACAAUAGAGAGAGAAAACUUUAAAAUUUAAUGAAAUAAUUUCAGUAUCUCGGCUGGUUCAUAAAUUUUGGGCAAGCAAAGCAACUUUAUUGUAACCAUUCAAAUAUUCUGCAAGAAGUGUCAACGACUUGCGGUCGCCCCCAUUUCUCGUGUUAUUUCAGCUGGUACAUGCUCCUCAACUAAAACACAUGGGCGGCUACAGUUAUACACUGUUGAGAGAAAACUGUAAAAAAGGAAGAAAAACGAUACAAUUUAAUUUUAAAAUAAUGAAUUACAGUUUCAUAGCUUACACUUUUACACACUUUAUUUCAUGUUCCACCAAAAAGAAAAUCUAAAAGUUGUCAGAAAAGCAAUUCAUACUCAUUUUCCAAAAUUCCGGAAAAUUUAUAUUUUAUAAUUAACUAACCAAUGAAAUUUUAAUUUAAAACAUUCCAAUAGUCAUAUCAAAGAAAAAAUAAAUAGAAUAACAGCACAAGAAUAAACAAAUGGGAGAGAAUCCUACACACACAUAUGUCAUGUCGGGGAUUGCUGUAAAUGACCAUUUUUGUUUUGAAUAGUUAUUUGUGAUCAACCUUUUUUCCUCCUCUCUCUCUUUAAACUCAGUCAACCCAUGAUGAAGCAUGAAAAUGAUGAAGUUAAAAUAAAACUAAAACAUAUUUUAAAGUAACGGUAAAUCUGUUGCUUGUGUCAUGGUUUUUGACAAGAGUUGUCUCACCCUAACUGCAUUGACGUCACUUUGGGGAAUUCCAACAUUUGACAGUACCUACCAACAUUUUGACAUGAACAAUGUGUAAGAGUAGGUACUUUGACACAAAAUUUAAAUAUUGUCCAAUUGCCAUGAAUGUUACAUCAUUUUAAAGGGCUAGCUAUAAGCUUUAUAACAGCACCAAUUUCAUCUCUCUAUCUUUUAUAGAACCGGAGUUAUGAUUUUUUUGUCAAAUUUUGUAUGCUCCUUAUAUAAGCUAUAUAUGCGGCCAAAAAACUUGUGACCCACUUUUAAAUUUUUUUCACUUUUUUCCCCAUAACUUUUUUAUUUUUAAAGAUAAUGAUACCAAAUUUUCAGUAGAUAUUCUUAAUGCAAUAUACAACACAAUGAACACCACAUUUUCAAAUUAUAUAAUAAAUUUUUAUUCUUAAAAAUGUUUAUGCAGGGUAAGUAAAAAUAAAAUAUUUAAAAAAAAAAAUUGUAUGGGUAAAUUUUUACAUUAAAAAAAAAAAAAAAUUGCAGGUUAAUUCCAUUGUCUUACAAUAACAAUAUCAAAUACAAUUUUAAUUAUUUAAUUUAUGUUCUGUAGGGAACUUUAAAAUAUCUGAAAAGAAAAAUUAUUAAAAUUUUAUUUUUAAAUCAAAGGUCCACACAAUAAACUAAAUACAUGAAAUGAAUCAGUGCUACUACUUAUUUGAUGGGACUCUGAAAACAUCCUGAAAAUAAAUAUAGAUAUAUUAAUAAAUUAUUCAAAUAUAACAUCCUGAAAAGAGAUUUAGAAAUGUUAUUAAAAAACUAUUCAAAUAUUUAGUCAAAACAGACAACAAUAAAAUGGUUAACGGUAAGUUUGUAAAUAAAUUACAGACAAUAACUUUUAAACCACUACCAAUUAAAUUAACAUUUACCUGUGUGAGAUGAAGAAUUUAAUAUAUUCUGAAAAGAAAAAAAAGGGGGGGGGGGGGAAAAAUUUUUUUAAAUACACCAGCAGUCAAAAAAAAAUAGUAAGAGGUACAUUCAUUAAAGCAAUGCUACCCAACAAAUAUUUAAUCACUGCUGUUUUAUUUAUAAUUAAAACUAUAAUAUGAAAUUUAAUAGUUGCCUUUUUUUAAAGAAAAUAAAUGUCCUGAAAAAAUAAAAUAAAAAAUAAAAAUGAUUAAAGAUAGCCUAAAAAGGAAAAUUUAAAAAUUAUUUUUAAAAGUUAUCAAGUAAAAAUGAAAAUCAUUGGGUCUCACAGUAAUCUAUUUACACAAAAUAAUUUUCUAAAGAUAUGUAAACAUUAAAAGAAAAGAUAACAGCCUGAAAAAGAAGAAUUGGAAAGGUAAUAAAAGAGUAAUGAAGACAAAAUCAAUUUUAAAAAAUUAUAAAAUCAAUGGUUCCAACAGUAAAAAUGUAUGCACACAUUAAAAAAUUCUAAAUCAAUAGAAAGUAUAAUGAACAAUAGCGUUGAGAGAUAAGAUAACAGUCUGAAAAAGAAAAAUGGAAAACGAUAUUAAAAAAGUAAUAUAUGGUAGACAAAAUAAAAGUUAAUGGUCACUACAUUUAAUAUUUAAACAAAAUAAUUUUUGAAAUAAAUACUAAUACCUGGCACUAAUACUAAAUAUUAACAUUUACCUGUAUGUGAAUAAAAAUUUAAAAUAAUGUGAAAAGAAAAAAAAUGAAAAAUAUUCUUUAAAAAAAUGAGUCAGGUACAUACAUUUACGGAAACAACAACAAAUUUAAUAUCAUUGCUGUUAUUAAUUAUAAUUAAUACUAUAAUAUGACAAAAAUUAAUAGUUACCUUUUUUUUAAAGAAAAUAAAUGUCCUGAAAAAGAAAAAUGAAACACUUAAUAAGUAAGAGUAUGAUAACUUUCCCAUUCUUCACUAAGCAUCAUUUGUGUCAUAAACAUAUGAUGAUGAUGAUCGAUAUUGAUGGUAUAAAAUAAAUUAAAAUUAAAUUUUCCAUUCCUUUAUAUUAACAUUCAACUUACAGUUAUAAAAAGAGAAACUCAUCCUUGCUAAUACCCCAAGAUAAACUCCACAAAAAACAUGCUAAAAUUGUUGUCUUUUGAUUGGGUAAAAAAUGGUUAACCUGUAUGCUGUUCAUUUCUAUAAUUUCACAAUUUAAAGUUACAUUUCAACAUAAUUUUCUGGGGAGAGGACCCCUCCCCCACACACACAACACACACAUACACUUUCAAUUCAAAAAUAAGAAAAUAAAUAAUUUUCAAGACAAAAAUAAAAAAUGAUUAAAAAAACUUUUAGCAAAUGAAUACAGAGCUAAAAUUUGAAAUCUUUUGAAAAACUGAACUAUGGCCAGUAGUUGACCUGGGUAACCAUGACCUACAUACAAUGGAAGACAUUGCCGGCCAUGCCGCUAACUGUAUUUUAGCUAACUUAACUAUUAGGCCAGGCCUAUAAUAGUAUUAACAAAUGAAAUAUUCUUUUCGUAAAAGCAUGUUAAUAAGUUGAGAACAAAUGUACAGUGGAACCCUGCUAUAAAUGGUAUUGGGAUUUUAUGGAAUGGCUCCUGAAACAUUUUAUAUUCAUAAAGGGCCUAUGCUUUAUCAUUCACAUAUGCAUUAUUACAAGAAAAAAAAGAUUAUCACAAAUAGGUAUACAUAUACUCUAACAAUGAAAUAAAAAUAGUCUUUAACACCAAAUAGCUUACUAAGAAAAAGAAAUUAAAAAAAAACAAUUUAAGUUAAAAGUAUAUAUUUUUUUAAAUUCCCAUUUAUAAUAAUGUAAAACCCUGAAUUAAAAUGAUUAGGGGGAGAGGGGUAUUAAUGCAAUCCGAUUUUGUGGACCCCAAUUAUUUUGUCAUAUCUGAGUUUCACUGUAAUUGCGUUUGUUAUGGGGAGGAUACAGAAGUUUGAUAUGUGCUUUCAAAUUAAGGUUUAUAUAAUAUGUUUCCAGAAGUUGUGCUGGAAAAAGCUUCCUUUGGAACUUUGGCUACCUUGCUGUUUUUAGAACUGUUCAUUGGUUUGGAAUACCAGCCCCUUCACCAGUUACAAAUGCUGCUCAGUUAUUCUUAACAUUAAGGGUAGGAUCUUGUUUCAUGUUUUAAUAAAAGGUUCAACAUUUUCUUUUAAAUAUUUGUAAUUUAUCUGUAGACUUGAAGAAAAAAAAUUCCUAGUGAAACUAUUUUUUUAUUACCAUAGCAUACUUUCAGAUUCAUGCACUCGGUUUGUUUCUAGCAGGAACAGAGUAAAAUAGUUAUUUUAUUUACUUACCCAGAUGGUUGGACUAGCAUUUGAAGUUCAAGACAGCCACCAGCGGAGAAAUUCAAUAGAUCCUGCCAGUUUAGUUAAAGGAGAAAUGGAAUUAAAAAUGAAAUAUUGCAACAUAGACGUAAAGCCCUUAGAUAUCAUAACCUAUGCUUUCUGUUACAUUGGCCUUUUGACUGGUAAGAUGCACUGGUUCUUAACAUAGUGGAACAAAGCAUUUAAAUAAAAAUAUUAUAUAACCCUUUUCUAAUAUAAAAUAUGGGGGAAAAAGUUGAAUAGCAUCAAUUUCAAUUUUUUUUUUUGAGAUUUAUCAUUUAAUUAAUUAAGUUGAAUUAUUGCAUGUUAAAUAUUUUGGCUUAGUGACGUUACAUCCAAAGGGUAAAUAUUUGGAUUUGACAGAAGUUAUUACUUGUCAAAGCAAUGUCUACAAGUAUUAUUUCAACUUUACAGUAUUUAUUUUCAGGCCCAUAUUACAAAUAUCGCACAUACCAAGAUUGGCUGCGCCUUCCAGAUAAUGCCAACUUAAACCGGAAGCAACCUUUUCUUCAGAGGGUCAAGCAACUUCCUGCUAUAGCUAUUUCAUUUCUCUUUUUCUCUUACUUCUUCAAUAUUCAGGUACAAUUUUUUUAAAAUUUAAAUUUUAACUUGUGCAUUACUAACAAAAAUAUAAUGAUUAAGUGAAUCUAUCUCCUUCAGCUGAUUUAAUUUUUGUUGAUUUAAAUUGUGCCAUUUUGUAUUUAUCAAAUAAUACAAAUUAUGCUUGUAAUAAAUUUCUAUUUAGUGUAAAUUGUAAUUAAGAUUUAACAGUAAAAUGGAAAACAACUAUUCUGAUAUUAUUCAAGAUGUUCAGAUGAAUGUUUUGUUAAUUUUGAAAGCACUAAUAUUGUGCCAUAUUUAUUUUCAGUAUGUAGAAACAGAUGAAUUUUUAGACAGACCUUUCAUCUUUCGGUUACUAUAUAUGGUUCCCAUGUUUAUUAUCUUCCGGACGCGCCUCUAUAUGGCUUGGAUUAUGUCAGAGUUAAUGUCCAUGACAGCAGGUCUUGGGGCAUAUCCAGUUAAAUCAGCACCAAAAUGCGGUGAAGGGCCAACAGAUUAUAAACAGUUAGAUUUAUGGUAAGUUAAACCAACUGUUAUAAACAUCUGGAAAAAACCAAGACUUCAUGGUUCCAAACUGAAAUUAUAAAUAUAAUUUUAAUUUUCAUACACUUAUUUAUAAAAAUGGAAUAUGAAUUUGCUUUUCUCUGAAGAAAGGACACAUAAGUUCAAGCUGCUAACAGCUUACCACAACUAAAUAUAAGAUAAGAUUCUUUUAUUGAUCCAAACAAAUGGAAAUGUUUUUUUAUUGCGUUGUACAUUUUCAGCACUUACAUAUAACAAAUUGAACACAAGAUAUCUCCAUUAAAUUAUUUCACUAGUGUAAAAAAAAAAAACAGCCAUUCAUUGAAUUCUCUUAGCCAUAGCAGGGACUUAUUAGUUCUCAUUAAGAUUUGGGAAUUCAGGGGAGCAUGCUGGUAAAUUUGUACAGAUUGGGGAACAAAAGAAUUUUUAUAUCUUUCAGUUCUCUCCUUAAGAGAAAGAAUUCAUCCCGAAUGGUCCGAUCUUAAGUAUCUGUGAUGAAGAGGGUAGGAUGCAUCAUCCAAAAUUUGUUUAGUUUUACAAUAACAUCUUUCCUCAAAUAGUUCUUCAAGUGAAGGAUGUUUAGUUUGUCUAAUGUUCCUAGCUUUCUUGAUUAGUCUGUUUAUUCGGUGUUUAAUAUUAGAUGAUGAAUUCCCACACUAUCUGGUAAUAUUGAAAUUAAGUAGGCUUCCAAUUGUUGCACUGUAGAAUAAGUUAACAACUUGUUUGUUUAAGCUUAAAUUGUACAAUUUUUUGAAGUAGAGCAGUCUUUGGUUGAAUUUCUUAUACAGCAUUUAGGCGUGCUCAUGCCUUGUUAGCUUAUUAUUAAUGGUGACACUCAAGUACUUAUAUGCCUCUACUUUCUCUACACUUUGAUAUUUUUAUGUUGAGAUCUGUAAUCUGCUUUUCCCCCUCCUGCUUAAUACAAUUUGUAUUAUUCAUUGAUGCAUUGAUAAAUAAAUACUAUCAUUUAUUAUGUUUUAUGCAUAAUAAUGAUAAAAAGCUCAAUACAUUUAUGUAAAUAAUUAGACAUUUUAAAUAUAGAUAUAUCGUGUAAAUGUAAAGAUUUUUGCUAAAAACAGAAAUUGAUAGUUGGCUGAAGUUGAUGUACUUAUAAAUUUUCUCUUUUUCUUUUAAGUUAAUUUUGUUUUAAAAUCAAAUUUAUGGUUCUAUUUUUUAUUAUUAUUAUUGUUUUUUCCUUUUUGAAGUCUAGAGGAUGAAAGAGAUGGCAAAGACUGUGAUUAUAACUUUGAAACUAUUCACAACAUUGACAUUUAUGGGUGUGAACUGGCACCCAUGACAAAGCAAGGUCUUCGAAGUUGGAACAUGACUGUUCAAUACUGGUUGGCCAGUUACAUUCACCGCAGAGUCCCAGCCAAUUUAAAGGCCCAUAGGUAGUCACCUUAUAACUUAUUAACUUUAUAGAAGUGUGAUAUUUAAAUUAAGCAGAAUCAAUUGCAAGAAAAGUUUUAUAAUAUGUUUCACAUCCAAACAACAAUCGGCUUAUUAACUAUUGAUGUGACUAAACUUGGUAAAUUGAAUAAAUCUUUUUCAAUCGUCCAUAUUUCACAUGAAAUGCAAAUGGAUAAGAUUUCCAUUUAAAAUUACUUGUUAAUGAUCCUUAUUAAAUAGUCAUAUCACUAAAAAAUAAAAUCUUAGGUAUUCAUAAGAGCAUGCAGAAUCUUUAAAUUCAUUUUGGAAUGUUGAAAAUUAGUGUCUUUAUUAUUUUUAUAAAGAAAUUAUUUUGUCAACUCUCAUUCCACUUGUUACUUAAUCUUUGUAAAAAAAAUCCUAGUUGAAAAUAUAGUUUUAUAAAAAUGAAAAAAGGAAUACAUUUUUAGAUCUAUUCUAAUAUAUUUAUUUUAAAUAUGUUUUACAGGGUGGCCAUAACAAUGGCUGUGAGUGCUUUCUGGCAUGGCAUUCACCCUGGCUACUAUUUAAGCUUCCUAACGGUGCCCCCAAUUCUUAUGGCUGAAGAAGUUAUGAUCAAAGCAUUCCGCGAUGGGAAGUCACCUCAGGUGCAGAUGGCCUUUGACUGGGCAUGUUGGUUCUUUAAGAUGCGUGGAUUUGACUACAUGUGCAUGGGCUUCCUGCUUCUUAAACUACAAUCCACAAUAAGAUACUGGUCUUCCAUUUAUUUCAUGGGUCACCUUGUUAUGUUGCUGUUUUUGGCUCUGGGAACCACAGUGCUUUCAUUCAGGCCAAAAAAGGAUAGAAAACAAGUCGAGUCUGAUAAAAACCAGCCUAUUCAACCAGAGGACAAAAAAUCAAAUUAAAAUACAUUUUUAAAAGUAUUAGCCCCCCAAAAAAUCUAAAAAUAAUACAUUUUUGCUGAGAAGUAUAAUAAAAGUUCAUUUAAAAUUAGAGCACAUAUCAAAGCAAAUGCAGCUGAUAGUUAUUAGAUUAUGUAUAUUUUCAACAUAUAUGUUAUAACAUAUAGGUAGACCUCUAUUUAAUAUUAAAAACUGUAAUGUAUGACUGAGAUUAAAUAAUUGUAAAAUACUUGUUUUUUUUUUUUUUUAAAUUAUGAUUAGAUUUUUAAUUGAUGGUAAUUAUUUUCCUUAAAUAAGAAUAUUUAAAGAAAUUCCAGUGGUGUCAUUUUAAAAAUCUUUUUGCUUUCACUUUAUUAAAAAAAUGCUUUGAUUAUUAUAUAUAUCAUAUACGCCAGCACAUGUAAAUAAGUCAUUUAUAAAAUAUACAUCCUUUGCUAUUUUCUCACAAAAUGUCAAGGACCAGUUUAUGACAGUGAUUUUUUUUUAUAGAUAGAAUUAGUUAUCAAUUUUCAAUUGAAUAACUUAUUUAACUUAUGGGAAAAUUAUAGUUUGGAAAAGACUGAUGAUUUGAUGUAUCCAGCUUAAACAAUACACUCAAUAGUUAAUUUGAUUAGGAAAAGCCUGUUGAUAAAUUUACAUUUAGAAUGAUCCAUUUCAAUUUUUCAAAAUAAAACUUUGUUGUGCAUUUAGAAAAAUGAUGUGGUAUUUUAUGAUAUUAUAAACAUUCCAAUUUGUCAAUUAGCUUUAACCACAAAAAUUGAUGAAAUAGCAUUGUUAAUGAAAUUUAUGUGUUUUUGUUAAGUUCAAUUACCAGAAAAUGAAAUGCACAACCUCUGAUUAAUUAAUAAGUAUAACUGAAUUAUUUGUCCAAGUCAAUGGAUUUUAAAUAUGUGAAAAAACAAAUUUUAUGAGCAUUCUCUCUAGUCAAUCUUACUACAACUGGGAAUUAAUAAGUAUAUCAUCCUUCAAUGCUUUCAAUCUCAAUAAUUAUAAAGUUUAUACAUUUAUUUUUAAGCUAUUACAGCAGGAAAGUUUUUCUAUUUUCAAUUCAGCACAUAGAAGUCAAGAAAGAGCAUCAUCCAUUUGCUUCAGAGUGUGGUUACAAAGUAUAUUUUUAAUGGUGACACAACGUUUUAGACUUAAGCAGCACUAACUCUUAAAUGAGUUGCAUUUUAAUGAAAUUUAGAAAUGAAACUGCAAGAAGAAACUUGUCUGUCUUAAGCGUUGGUUUGAAGAUGGUUUAAAUCCACAGCUUACAGUGUGCUUUGCAUGAGUCUUUUAAAAAUUGUUUGUAUUAAUAUAUAUGAGUAAUGUAUUUAUGUCUAGUUAUAUAUGUUCAUCCAUCAGUUUUGAUGCUUGAACUGUUUGCUGUUCAAAUUUCAUGGGAGUUAUAAUUUUUUCAGAAAUCAGCAUGUCAUGUGUUUGUUCAACCGUCAAGAAUAAAGAAUUUCUUGGGCCAGUUCUGGCUAAAUCGUUUUGUUCUGUUAAUUUUCCAGUUGAUUCAUAAUGUUAAAUUUUAUUGGAAACAAACGGAUGGUUCAGUUCUUAUUCUCAGUAAAUGAGAUUGAAAUGAAAAAGAUUAUUAGUAUGGUUUUUAUCACUAGACAUUUUUUUUUUAAUCUUGUUGAAGUAUUUUACUGACCAUGUCUAUGCUAAUCCUGUUGAAUUCAUUUUCUUUAAUUAAUAAUAUUAAUACUCAUG